AUGAAAGUGAACAAACUAACCAUUAGCUUGAUGGCUUUUUUCUUGGAGAAUGCCCUUUCAGAUGUCAGUACACCGCCGAUCGAAUUAAGAAACAAAUGUGACGCUCUCAUAGAUAACUGCCGGACUAUCCAAUUCAAGCCCGAGGUCGACGGAGCACUUCUACGUCAUCAGCUUGUGAACGUCACAGUGGACACCGAUACUCAGUGUAUCCCGAAAUGCUUCAACCACCAAGAAUGCGUCUCGUACAACGUCGGCCCCUCGCCUGAAAAAUCUGACAAGUUCGUUUGCCAGUUGAACAGGUUUGACCGGGUGCAGAAACUAGACGACUUCAAAGUAGAGAUGCAAGGAUUUCGAUAUGCAGACUUGAAAGAGAAUCAUUGUCGCAUAAGCCCAUGCCUUAAUAACGGUACUUGUCAAGCGGGAUUUGGGGACAGGAAGUACCGAUGCAUCUGUCUCACAGGAGUGACCGGAGAAAAUUGCGAGACUGUUACUAACAAAUGCACUGGAAACCCGUGUGAUCCAAUCGGAGGAGAAUGUACCAGCCAAAUAGAAGGCUUCACUUGCAGGUGUAAACCUGGCUUUAUCGGGAAUGGCUCUACUUGCCAUGGACCUGGAACGUCAGCUGACCUACCGGGUCGAACGUGCAAGGAUAUACAGACCAACUACAACACCAGCACAACUGGCAACUACUUCAUCGAUGCUGAUUGGUCAAAAGAUACACAGGCAUCCCAAGUCUACUGCGACAUGGAGACAGACCGGGGGGGCUGGACACUAGUGUGGAGUUACAAUUUUUUUGCACCGCUUGAAUUCACGAGCAACGAAAAUCGAGUAAAACCUAAUCCAAGCAACAUGGCUAAGUGGGGUCCGAAGUCAAGCACCACUCCGACCAGCGAGACUAACUAUGGUGCUAUGAAUGAUACCCUGUGGGGUUACAUUGGCAAGGAGUUCCUUGUUAAGUCUAACAUCAAUAACUGGAUAUCCUGUAUUCCACAGGGCGGUACACUCGGUCCAAGCUGGGAUCACGGCCUUAUAAGUUGUAGAAUAGUGAAGGUGAUUCCAGGAGCGAAAUGCUCGAAUGUGGUACCAGACAACACAGAUGGAGACGCCUGUGGCUUCAUGUUAAACCGCGGUAGCAACAAGUGCACUUUCUGGGAAACCUGUUCUACGGCACAUUGGCCUAUUCACGACCCGUGUUGCAACGCACAGUUAAACCAAGACCUGUUGGAUGCCGUUAGCGAGCCUCGUGGGAGUAUAUUUCUUCGCUAAUCGAUAUUCAUUCGUCACACCCGAUCAGGAUGCCUCUUGUCGUCUUCGCCACAACACUUUGGAUGAUUUUGCUACUCUGCCUGGCUAUUCCUGUAAAUAGUAGUCAGCUUAGAUAUUUUGACAAACUAGAAAAUCAUUAUACUCUAUAGUUGGUGUUUUAAAAUUGCAGUUGAUAAAUAUUUAUAGAGGUUUUUAUAUCAUUCGAUUGAUUAAGGUAAAAUGAUUCCUGAUACACUGGCACCUCUAUAUAACGGACACCCUCAGGACCGCGAAAAGUGUCCGUUAUAUAGAGGUGUCCGCUUAAUGGAGGUCGACUUUUUCUCGAUCAAAUAUGAGAGUAAACAUAUUUUUGUUGACUUUUACCUUUACAUUUGUUGACUUUGAGUGCAUAACUAGCUGAAGGGGGUAGGCUGGGGGUUCUAAACAUGUGUGUGUAUGCUAAAAACUUUGCUGGCUCCGCCUAAAUCUAUAUAUUACACUUUUUGGGCAAUUGUCUUAUUUCUCGAGACGCGAUGGCCACAUUAUAUAAGGCUACAGCAUUUGGUGCAUAUCAACUAAAGCAACUAAAGCACUAGGUUAAGUACACGAAGUACACAAAUUCAAGGAGUCACUAGAAAGAGACUGCGAUUCCUAUAUACAUAUAUAUAGUUUGCUUGUCUUGUCCUGCUAAUUAUAGGAAAUAUAGAAAGUCAUUUGAGCAAAAAGAAGAGACAGUCCCUCGUUUCCUUUGUCUUGGGCAAACAUUCAUUGUCAUCACUAUUUGUAAUGCACAUUUAGGGGGGGUUCUUAACGGAAUUUAUGACUUAGACAUACAUUUGACAACAACAAGACAUGUUCUAAGGUUUAAGGCAAUUUUAUUGGAAACAUUUCACAAAAAAUCGCCACUUCAAUCCACCCGUUUUACCUCUAAGAAGAACAGCCUUUUCGAAGCUACGAACAAGCUUCAAAACCAUUGCGUGGGCUACCUGUGUUCCAUACCAGCAUUUUUCAGGGGAGGGGAUGUCAUAAUUUUUAGAUGUUUAUUUGGAAAUCAUUUCGUGGAAUGAAAACAAUAAAAGAUGCUGAUGAUUGGGGAUCUUUUAAGCCCCACCCGUAGCUAUAUACUGUCAUUAAAGUCAAAAUAUUCAACCAACUUUGCGCUCGCAUCACAGUUGUAGGGUGACUUUUUAAUUUUUCGUUGAAUCUUUUGUAAG
Molecule: messenger RNA, 2459 nt
Organism: Nematostella vectensis (starlet sea anemone)
Lineage: Eukaryota; Metazoa; Cnidaria; Anthozoa; Actiniaria; Edwardsiidae
Product: protein crumbs homolog 1-like
Exons: 5
Coding region: 1-1266 (421 amino acids)
Molecular function (GO): calcium ion binding; oligosaccharide binding; extracellular matrix structural constituent
Source: RefSeq, a predicted model, not a curated record